AGAGUGAUUUAAAAAUGUUCUCUAUUAUUCAAAGACUCUUAAUGCAGCCCAUUUCAACUGAUUUGAUUCGUGCAUCAAUUGUAACAAGUGCUUGCAAUUACAAAAAUGUUCCAAAACGUCAUUUGGACUUUUCAAAAGUUCCAAAACUUGUAGAGGCUGAAUUAGACUUUCAGUAUGUGAGAGGCAGUGGUCCAGGAGGCCAAGCAACAAACAAAACAAGCAACUGUGUUGUCUUGAAACAUUUACCAACUGGUAUUAUUGUCAAGUGUCAUGAUACCAGAAGUGCACUACAGAAUAAAGAGCUAGCAAAAAUUAAAUUAAUUGAUAAAUUAGAUUUACUUUAUAAUGGCGAAGAUGCUAUUGAAAACCAGAAAAAAAAAUUUCUACUUAAAAAAACAUUAGAAAAGAAACGACGACAAAGAAAAAGAGCAGAGGAGAAAGCCGAAGCAAAAAGAAUCGCAACUUUGACGACACAAUCAAGUGAAUCAGACAGCAAAGUUGAAUAACUUUUUGUAUCAUUGUGCAAAUAUGUUAAUAAUAAACAAAAAUUAAUAAUUUAA
Messenger RNA from Trichogramma pretiosum, 560 nucleotides. RefSeq names its product probable peptide chain release factor C12orf65, mitochondrial. The record is from RefSeq and is a predicted model, not a curated record. The transcript has a single exon. Gene Ontology annotation, cellular component: mitochondrion. Gene Ontology annotation, molecular function: translation release factor activity. The coding region runs from base 15 to 506 and encodes 163 amino acids. NCBI's taxonomy places the organism in Eukaryota, Metazoa, Arthropoda, Insecta, Hymenoptera, Trichogrammatidae. Gene Ontology annotation, biological process: translational termination.